AUGUUCAUCCAGACGCAGGCGACGCCGAACGCGCACGCCGUCAUGUUCAUGCCGGGGCGCGAGGUCAUGCCGGGCGGCCGCGGCACGGCCGACUACCCGUCGGUGCGCGCCGCGGCCCCGAGCCCGCUGGCCCGCAAGCUCUUCUCCAUCGACGGCGUGCGCUCGGUCUUCUUCGGCGCCGACUUCGUCACCGUCACCAAGGACGACCCCGUCGACUGGACCGUCCUUCGCCCGGAGAUCUUCGAGGUCAUCAUGGAGUUCUUCACCGCCGACGCCGAGAGCGUCAUCCUGCAGGACGGCGAGGCCCCCGUCCAUCCGGAUACCCUCAUCACGGAGGACGAUGAUGAGGUCGUCGCUAUGAUUAAGGAGCUGCUGGAGACCAGGGUCAAGCCCGCCGUUGCAGAGGAUGGCGGCAGUAUUUUGUAUCGCGGCUUUGACACGGAGACCGGCGUGGUUAACUUGGAGCUGCAGGGCGCGUGUAGUACCUGCUCGAGUAGUAGUAUUACCCUCAAGAGCGGCGUCGAGAAUAUGUUGAGGCACUACAUUCCGGAGGUCAAGGGCGUCGCGGAGGUCCUGCCGGAACAUGCGGAUGACAUCAAGCGUGCGAGCGAGAAGGCUUUCACCCAGGUCGAGAAGAAGCUCACCGAUGCCGGCAUCCUCAGACCAUGA
This is a messenger RNA of Chondrus crispus (carragheen), 669 nucleotides long. RefSeq lists its product as hypothetical. Gene Ontology annotation, molecular function: iron-sulfur cluster binding; iron ion binding. The transcript has a single exon. Bases 1 to 669 code for a protein of 222 amino acids. Gene Ontology annotation, biological process: iron-sulfur cluster assembly. Lineage: Eukaryota; Rhodophyta; Florideophyceae; Gigartinales; Gigartinaceae. The record is from RefSeq and is a predicted model, not a curated record. Gene Ontology annotation, cellular component: mitochondrion.